Molecule: messenger RNA, 1890 nt
Organism: Micromonas commoda
Lineage: Eukaryota; Viridiplantae; Chlorophyta; Mamiellophyceae; Mamiellales; Mamiellaceae
Exons: 2
Coding region: 1-1890 (629 amino acids)
Source: RefSeq, a predicted model, not a curated record
AUGGCGUCCAUGAUACGCAUCGCGCCCAUCACGCGUCCAAUCAUCGCGAGGGUAUUCGGCCCCGGCGCGGCGCGCGAUCCCUUCGAGGAACCGCCGAUGCCCCACUUCGCCGACCCGGCCGAGGACCUCGAGUCGACUCUCCCUUCCGAAGUCGACCUCCCGCGCGAACGCUACACGCGCGUCGCCGCCGACGACGACGCGAACGUCUUUUUUAACCAGGUGGUCGCUCGGCCGAAGCCGCCCGUCGAGCCACCCGCGACGCGCGAGAGGCUCGUCGAGGUCGAGACCGCCGCGGAAGAGGCCCGACUCCUGGCGCAGCGCGCGGCGGCGGACCUGUACGACGCCGCCGCGCAGGUGGAGCUCGCGCGAGCGCCCCUCGCGGAUGCGACGAACAUCCAACGCGAAUGCGCCGACGACCUCGAAGCUGCGGCGCAGCGACUGUCGCACGCUCAGGUGGAGAACGAGAGGCUGGUGAAGACGACGGGCACCAACUCUUCCACCGCGUGGGAUGCGCGCCGGGACGAGGCGGACGCCGUCGCGGCGACGGACGCCAAGAUGGAAGCCGGCGCGCGCAUGCGCCGCGCGUCCGAGACUGUCAAAAAGGCGGAGGAGUUUGUCGUGGAGUCCACGGUAAACCUCGAGCGCCAACGCGCGGCGGACGAGGCGGCCGUCCAGGCGUCGUUCGACGCCAUCGACGUCGCGAACGAGCUCGCCGCGUCCAUGGACGCCGUCGACCAGGCGCUGAUGGAGGCGGACUCGAGGCACAAAGACGCCGUUCGCAUGACGCUAGAGUGCAACGAGGAACUCCGAACGUCCAGGGACGCUAAAGACGCCGACGGCGUCGCCGAGGCGUCAUCCGCUCUCGCCGCGUGGCAGCGCGAGCUGGACCUCUCGAAGAAUGCGCUCGAUCGCGCCAGGAAGGCGCAGGCGGACCUCCUGGAGCGCACCGAAGGGGCCGUCGCCGCCGCGGAAGCCGCCGAAGAGGCGAAAGCGGAGGCGAGCCAAAGGGCCAAGGGCGCCGAGGUCAAGCUCGCCGCCGCGCGCGAGCUACUCGGCAAGGCGCGCCAAAACUUCCGCGAGGCGAUGGCCGCGGCGUCCGCGAAGAAGACGGAGGUUCGCGUCGUCGAGGAGCGCCGCGAGACCGCCGUGGAGACCAAGAUUCGCGUGCAAGCGGCGGUGAUCACCGCGCGGUCGGCGUUUGAGCACGCGCUGACCCGCAAGUUGUGGGCGGAUGACCGCCUGGAUAAGGAGUCCAACAGGGCCGAGAUGCUGGCGCUCAAGCGCGACAUGGCGCAGUCGAUAUCCCAGCAGUCUGAGCAGCGCGCCAAGGCGCUGAAGAAGGAGGCUUUGGCUUACGCCAAGCGGGUGCUCGAGGUUGAGGCGGCUCGGGAGGCUGAGGCGGAGGAGGAGGCUCGAUUGGCUCGAGAGCAAGCCGCCGCCGUCGCCAAGGAGAGCGAGGAGCGGGCGAAAGCGCGCCGCGAGGAGGCUUGGGAGCUCGUCGCGAGACUCGCGGAGGCUGAGGCUGCCGCGGAGGAGGCUGCGAGCCGCGAGUUUGAGGCGAGGAAAACCGCAAAGGUUGCCAAGGACGAACUCGCCAGCAUCGCCGAAUUUGAACCCGUCACUUCGGCGUCCAAACGAGAGGAGGCCAAACGCCUCGCCGAGCAGCUCGCGUACGCCGAGGCGGUCGCCGAGGCCGAGCGACUCGUAGAGGAGGAGCGCGUGCGAAUACUGCAGAUGCAGGAGGCGGCCAAGCAGAACAGGGCGAGGACGGUGGGCGAGGCCAGGCGCCUCGUGUCCGAGCAGUACGGAGUCGCGACGCUGGCAAACAACGCCAAGGCGUUCAAGGCGAGCGCGAAGGAGGCUUCCCCCAGCUGGCUGCUGUGGGAGUGA